UCCACAGCGCCGCUUUGCUGCUGUGAGCACGUGCGCAUCGGCGUCGGUGUGUUCGCGACUUCAUCUCGCCACUCGUCCUGCAUACUUGCUCAAACAAUAACCAUAAGGUGUAUUGUAUAUCUAUUUUAGCAAAGCGCUCCUAUAUCUAAUACGCGUUCUAUACAAGCUCUUCACCCACUCCCACCCACCCGCGAUCACUGCCCGCAGCACCGCGCGUGCACCAAAAGGGAUCUCAAGUUUUGCUUCCCCUAUAGAGGGUUGUGUGGCCGUGUUGUGCGGUUUAGGCGACCCAGACAUACGCCGAUUGCAUCCGUCUCCUGACCCAGAAAGCCCUCCGUGCUCUCCGAGAUGAACCGCCUGCUGCUUGCGAGCCUCUGCGCCUGCCUGGUUGCCGUGUCGUCCCUUCCCGUGCCGGCGACUUUGCUGACAACAGAUGAUGGCGUGGCGAGGUGCGUCGGUGAGGUGGUCGCUCGCGCCAUCUCGGAAGCCAGCCCUGCGCCCGCCACGGAAAACUGCCUCCGCGUGUUGCGAGAAGAUGAAAGAAUUAAUGGCUUUCUUCACCGUAAAGAUUUAAUCCAAGUGCUGCAGCAACUCUCCAGGCACGAUGAACUAAUCGAAGCUCGACGCCAACAAGAGGCCCAGAGAACGGCGGUGCCGGACGCCGGAGCCAAUCGCCCGGUUGAAAGUGACAAAGGGGGAGAGGAUCCGCUGGGAGGCACGGGAGAGUGGGUCCAGCACAGCGGGGAGGGGGCGCGUGAAGGGGUGGCAGGAACGGGGAGAGCGACCACGGGAGAACGCGCGCAUCUCGUCAAGCAGGGGAGACCAGGCAAUGAGGCUACACAUGACGACGACGACGAUGAUGAUGAUGAUACAUCGGCAGCCGUCGAUAAAAAAAACGUAAAUUACAGGAACCGCGGUGGGAGCCGACGCGGAAGUGAAGGUCUUGGAAUCGAGGAGAGGAAUGUUGAGACGGGAUACGAUCUGCGUGGAGAUGGCCUUGAGCACAACGCCGCUGAGCCUCGCGUCGUCACGAAGGACGACGUCGUCGGCGAUGACGACGACGACGACACCCGCGAACGUGCCCGUGGGGAUGGGGCGACGCGGUCGAUUGAAAAAGAAGACGGCGAAGUCGGCCGAGAUGAUCAAACCAUUGGGGGGCAUCACGGCGGGGCGAGAUUUUCUCAGCAGCCCAGCGACGAACGCGAAAGCGAACGACCCGCGCCGCUGACGCUUUCUGAACAGGAACGGAACGCGGCUCCUAACCACCGCGAAGGCGACGACGACGACGACGACGAUGACGACGACCGCCACCAGAAUGCCGAUGGAGGCCAUGGAGAGGCAGAGGAAGGGAGAAGCUCGAGGGCAACGGAUCUGCGAGCCGGCUUGCGUGAGCGCCGUGGACGAGAGGGCGAGUCGGAGGGCGAGAAGGUGGAGGAGGAGCUCAUACGGAUGACUCUACAGAGCGUUGGUGGGAAGGUGAGCAUGGGGGAGGAACCCGCGCGCCAUUCGGGCUCCACGGGGGGUCCCAGUCGAGAUGCCGCAGAAGAUGCCGCCGCCGCCACCGCCGCGUUGCUUCCUGCGGAGAGGGAACGGAGCGACGACACGCCCGGCGUCAUGCUGGCGCUUGGCGACGCCGUGGUUGCAAAGCGAGAAUCUGCUGCUGCUGCUGGUGGUCGUGGUGGUACCGCCGCCACACGCCAGGCGGGAAGGGAGAUCGGCUCGGAGGGAUUGGUGGGAAAUCCUCACGGUGCCGCGGAUCGUGGCAGUCGUGCGGCGGCCUGGAGCAGCAGCGAAGAGGACAAAGAACUCGCAGAAAUCGCAGCGAUCGAGUUGGAACUGGAGAACAUCGUUAACAAAAUUGAAGAUCUCAAGAGAGGGUAAACGUGCUUAAGUGCUUGGUCACUGUUAACUUUUUUCUUAAAUUAUCUUUUUGGAAGAUUUGAAAACCGGGUGGUUUGGGAGAUUUGUAAACACUUUUAAUAGUUUUUUUUAAUAUAUAUGAAGUAUUGAAGCAACAAAAAAGAACUGAAAGUUUGAUGGUAGCGCAUUUUGUUGACUCGCUCGUAGAGAGAGGCUAUACUUUGUACAUGCCCUGUGUGCUAUAGAUUUAAUCACUUUCAAUCGCACACGGGAGAAGUGACAAUCGUUUCAACCCUUUCCCAUUCCAAUGAUGUACGUCAUCCGUUUUUCAGGAAGAAAAACCAAAAUUGAAAGUAACUUUAUCGGUACCGAGUCUCCCACAAGGCAAUGCGGGAGGGCGUGUGGCACAGUUUUUGGCGCCGGUUAUCGUAGUGUGGUCGUGUCGCCACAGUCUCUGCGGUGAGCGCGAUGUCAUUUAAAAACAUCUUCGCCACGCCUCUCUCAAUAAAAUGAACGCGAAACCGAUUGCGCGUUCCGAAAUUCGGCGGUGAACGGGUCGCCCGUCCGUCCUGCAACUCGAGACGCGCGCUCGGGCGAUGCAGUAACACCAUGCCCCCCUGGGUGCGUCGACCGAUGUGCCGAUGUGAAAGAGCGGCACGUGACAAUCGUGCUUCGACUUUCCGUCCAAACGCACGUUGGGUCACAACGGCUCCUGCUGACUUGAAACCCGUCUUGGCAGGCGUCUGUGCGUUUGUGUGCGCGCCGUUUCCUGUACGUUUUGUGUCUUUUUUGUUCAUGGGUUCUCGUCUCUGUGGUGUUAGAGGUGUGCAGUCGCAGAACAAUGCGUACAUUACACAAACGCAUUAUCACUCGCUUGUCCUCCUUCUGUGCGUU
Molecule: messenger RNA, 2754 nt
Organism: Lethenteron reissneri (Far Eastern brook lamprey)
Lineage: Eukaryota; Metazoa; Chordata; Hyperoartia; Petromyzontiformes; Petromyzontidae
Gene: CHGA
Product: chromogranin A
Cellular component (GO): secretory granule
Source: RefSeq, a predicted model, not a curated record